AUGGGUCCCGGACAAGACUUUAACAUGGACGACUACGUAUUCCAGUCAGAGGGAGACCCUGAUUACUUUUAUUUGGACGGAGAGUCCAACUUUACCACGGGGUUCCAGGAGGUACCAUUGGUUCCCCAAUUUCAUUUUACGGAGGAUAUCAACUCCGGUAUUAUGGCCCAGGAAGUGCCAUUGGAUCUUCCUUUCAGUUCCAACGAAGGGCCCAACCCUACUAUUGGGUUCCAGGAAGGACCAUGGGCUACCCACGCCACUUUUGGUCAAGGGCCCAGCCCCAACGUUACGCCUCAGGAGGCGUUUACUCCUGACUAUAUGGGAAUGAAUGUCAACUUCCCUACUACCUACAUAGGACAGGAUGCCAUACCUGCUCCUAUGCCCGCCCCUGAUACGUUCCAACAAAGGAACGGUAUCCCCUCUCCUCCCAUGACACAGGGAGCCGCCUCCACCACCACCACCGCCACCACCUCUUCCACCGGUCCAUCACCUCCUACACAGACCGCUACACCUCCAGCCGAGGCGCCAAGGCAGAGGAAUAACCCAGGCCCCCGAGGUUAUAAGCGGUCCGGCAAGGCUUGCACGCGGUGCCGGAAAAACAAACUGAGGUGCGACGACAACCCUCAGGGAUGUGCAAACUGUGCUGCCUCUGGAUGCACAUGCAUGGCUUCCACUGCCAGUGGAGAAGUGCCACGAGUGCAUGCGCAUAAUACCGACAACCUAGUGCAGGUAUUACACAGGCACAUGGUGGCACUCGAAGCCUAUAUUCAGGCUCAUGGUGGAGUUGCCCCGGAGAGGCCAGACGAGUUGAAACAGUGGUAA
Trichoderma harzianum CBS 226.95 is the source of this 822-nucleotide messenger RNA. RefSeq lists its product as hypothetical. Gene Ontology annotation, molecular function: zinc ion binding; DNA-binding transcription factor activity, RNA polymerase II-specific. NCBI's taxonomy places the organism in Eukaryota, Fungi, Ascomycota, Sordariomycetes, Hypocreales, Hypocreaceae. Gene Ontology annotation, biological process: regulation of DNA-templated transcription. The transcript has a single exon. The coding region runs from base 1 to 822 and encodes 273 amino acids. The record is from RefSeq and is a predicted model, not a curated record.